This is a messenger RNA of Penicillium brasilianum, 2136 nucleotides long. The record is from the annotation of a GenBank genome assembly. Lineage: Eukaryota; Fungi; Ascomycota; Eurotiomycetes; Eurotiales; Aspergillaceae.
CAGUCAGCUGACCCGUAACCCCCGUUCCUUCAUCAGAGACGAUACCAUGCCUUCCGCUGUCUUCUUCCUUCACCCAAGGCUCUUGAGGAUGGCAUUCUGUCGAGACUUUGAGAGAGAUUGUCCACAGGCUUGCUGAUAAAUGCAAAGAGUGGAGACUUCUCGAAAGGGACGAGCGAUGAAUUGAACGGGAUAUCGAGGGGCAGCCUGGGAGCCACUUUGCGAUAACCGGAGAACCCUCAUCCUGACGGGAAUUAAAAGUGCUGUGAAGAUGAGUAAAGGAUAAUUUAUGACAUUCUCAGAGGAAGACGGUUCGUUGGAGACGGAAGUUGAGAAAUUGAUAUCUAGUUGCAUUUAAAGUCCAUUGUGUUCAUGAUCUUCCUCUUCUGAUAGCGUUCGCCAUCUUUUGUGUGUCAUAGAUGCGCAAUUAUUCUGCGGCUACCGAGGUAUUGUUGUCGCACAUCAAGCUACGUCUUGAUGCUGAGCACAGAGCACAGAUAGUUGCCAUGGGCCAGGUCGCAACUAAAGUACCUCAGACAGAGUUUCUUCCCGCAGUCCAAACCCGUGAGGAACUUCAACAACGAUUCAGAUGGCGCCUAUCGAGAUUGUUCAUGAGCGAAACCCAGAACGAAUGGUUCCAGACUAUUUUCCACGCCUUCUGCACCGAGUCAGACUCGGCAAAAUUCUGGACGGUAUCUGACUUGGGGGAAUUCAUGACCAGCACUUUUCCUUCCGAGUUAGCCUUCUGCGUAGCCGAAGCUGCUCCAAUUUUACACCGUUGUCUCCUGCGGCUGGGGUCGUUUCCGUAUCACAAUGAUCCACACCCCACUCUGUCGCUGGAUGUGUUGCGCACAGGCAUGAUCAUUCUGCUCAGACUGGAUCGCGAUAACCUUCUGGAUCCGGAAAUCGACGAGGCGUCACUCGUUUUCCCUGAUCGUCUCAGCACACAACAACAACUUCUGUUGUUUCAGAGCAUGACAGAGCCGCAAGGAACCUUUGUCAAUCCUUCUCGAAGCGCAGCCGACGACCAUCACGUUGGGAAAGCUCUCGAAAUUAUCACGUACGGAAAUUUCAAGCGCAAUGCGCGGUUCCCGACCGCAGUGACCCAAGGACCAAAGUACCCCCCGGUGGAACAUUUUCCUUCGUCAAACUCCACAUUGACGACGGGAUCAAUUCCAGUAGAGGAUUUUAGACCGUUGCUUCGGUUGAUGCUCCUAACGCAGUUGUAUGUGGCUGGUAUUGACCCGGAUAAUUUCACGUCGUUACUAUCGGAAAUCGAAGCAGCGACAGACUGCUUACUCACGACAUUCUUAAAUGGAGAGGAGUCCUCGAGUGCCGUAUCUUUCACAACCUUCUCCAACGCCCUCAGAAAAUUAGUGCCAAAUGUCUUUCUGGGUCUGCCUAGACUCCUCGGGCCUUUGCACUCGGUUAAAACUUUCCCGUCCGCAACUCCCCCAUCAUCACUCGCUGAAGCACAGGAAAUGUUGAAAAGAUUGUUUACGCCUUCGGUCAAACCGCAGUCUCCUGCUGACGGAUUAAUCAUGAACCUCCCAGUCCUGAGCCAGCUUUCAAUGAGCUUACCCCAAGACUUUCCCAUCGAAGCACCAGAAAUCCUUCAUGCAUCUCGGGAGGUUGAUAUGGAGCAUGUGAAAUCCCACCUAACCAAAACUAGCAAAGCUAGGAUUCUACUGGUAUCUGGGAAGACUGGUCAAGUACCAGCUAUAUUUGGCGUAUAUGUUCCCAUAGGCUGCUCACCUGCCUCUCUCGCCAAGCCGAGCGUCAUUUUUCAGCUGGCCCCAAUUCAUCGAGCGAUCCAUCAAACUGGAGAUCUGGUACCGUCUAAGGAAUCGUUUGUUGAAGACAGCUCGUGUUUGACACUUGCCCUUGGAGAUGCCACUCUCGUGUUGACUCAGGGAUCAAUAAAAGGCAGUCUUAAUGCGCAAUUCGACGAUGGUACAAGCCAAGAGGUUGUUGUUGAUGCAAUCGAAGUCCUUAGCUUCGAAGGACGUUUCGUUUGCGUCAAUACUUUUAGAUAGUCUCCGUCAAAUUUGCUGGCACUUUACCGACGUUCCGGUCUGCUACCCGACAAGAACGCCUUGUCUGCACCUUUGUUUAUACAUCAAACAUGAUUCAUUGAGA